ACAGAGGCACCUGCUUUCUGUAGUUGAUAUCCCGAGGAAUUGUACUGCACGCUAAUUAAGGCAUAAAUCUUCAUUUCUAAUUCUAUUACUUGAGAGGAGCCUCCUAUUCCUUCUCGGUACCAAACAGCCCCCACAUCCACAUGGAAUAAACUCCAGAUCCAUGUUUUCUAUUAUGCUUGAAUAUAUGGGACAUGCAUUGCAAUCCUAUGCUUGCCCCACUGCUGCAGUAUACUUGUUUUGCAGAGCUCUGUAGCAGGCUAGUGCAAGCUGUGACUAACCAGAUCUGUGGAUACCUACUUUGCAAUCUCUGGCCUUAAUUUUUUUUGCAAUGAUUUUGAAUUGCUCACUGAGCACACAGCUGCCUGUUUGGUGAGAAGCUUCGUGCUCUAUGCAUUUGGAUGCUGUAAGCAGUGCAGCAAUAGUCUUUCCACGCCAUCAUGCUUCUGGCUGAGAAGGACGGGCUGGGGCAUCCCUUCAGAGCCCAUUAACAUCAAUCCUUAGUUGGCAGAGUGGUGCAGAAUUGAUGUUUAACACAAGAAACGCCCUCCUAGGAGCAGAGUGCUGCUUUCACAUGGUGUUGCCAACCCAUAGAGCGAGAGACUGGGCUCCUCCGGAGUCCCAGUGUACCCUCUGUGGGGAACCGGAAGAGGAAGAGGGCGGAGAUCUAGCCCAGCCCGGGAUCAGUUUUCCAGGGCCAGCAGAGGAGGAACUAGAUCAACAGUACUCAUGGUCACCAACCCAGCACUUCAAUGAAGAGAGAUACUCUCCUGCUCCAAGGAAUAUGAAAGGAUUAUCCAGUAGUCGAAAUCAACCACAGUUAUGUUCCGGUCAUACCUGUGGCUUAACACCCCCUGAAGAUUGUGAACAUACCCACGACCACCUUCACCAUGGACAGGAGCCAAGGCAAUCGUACCUGCUUAGCCCUACGGAGAGCUGUCCCAUGGAUCACCAUCGCUGCUCACCACGGAGCUCCAUCCAUUCCGAAUGUAUGAUGAUGCCCAUGAUGAUGGGUGAUCACAUGUCCAGUAGCACUUUUCCCAGAAUGCACUACAGCUCACAUUACGAUACAAGGGACGACUGUGCCAUGUCUCACGCUAGCACUAAAAUCAAUCGGAUCCCUGCCAAUCUUUUGGACCAGUUUGAAAAGCAGCUUCCUCUACACAGGGAUGGAUUCCACACUUUACAAUAUCAGAGGACUUCAACUGCUGCAGAACAACGUAGUGAAAGCCCAGGGAGAAUACGACACCUUGUCCAUUCAGUUCAGAAGCUUUUCACCAAGUCUCAUUCUUUAGAAGGCUCUUCCAAAAGUAAUGUCAAUGGGACCAAGAGUGACAGUAGAGGGGAUGAUCAUCAUCAUGGCCAUCCUUCUAAACAUAGCAAAAGGAGCAAAAGCAAGGAGCGAAAGCCUGAAACUAAACAUAAAUCUGGGAUGAGUAGUUGGUGGAGCUCUGAUGACAAUUUGGACAGUGAUAGCACUUAUCGAACACCCAGUGUGGUGAAUCGACACCAUGUGGAUCAUAUCUCCCACUGCUACCCUGAAGCUCUCCAGAGCCACUUUGGGGAUCUCUCCCUAAAGACUUCAAAAAGUAAUAAUGACAUGAAAUGCUCUGCAUGUGAAGGCUUAGCUAUGACCCCUGAUGGGAAAUACAUGAAAAGGAGUUCCUGGUCCACUCUCACAGUAAGCCAGGCAAAAGAAGCUUACAGAAAGAGUUCAUUGAACUUAGAUAAGCCUCUGGUCCAUCAGGAAAUUAAGCCUGCCUUGAGGCCGUGUCAUUACCUUCAGGUGCCUCAAGAUGAAUGGGGAGGGUACCCCACUGGCGGUAAAGAUGAGGAGAUACCUUGCAGGAGAAUGAGGAGUGGGAGUUAUAUUAAAGCCAUGGGAGAUGAGGAGAGCGGAGAAUCUGACUCUAGCCCCAAAACAUCACCAAAAGUAGCAGUGCGACCAGAGGCGUUGUUAAAGUCCAUUGGACAGAGACCGCUUGGAGAUCACCAAACCCAGAGCUACCUACAAGCUGCAAGUGAUGUGCCUGGUGGUCACAACCUGGAUCCCUCUGCUAACUACAACUCUCCAAAAUUCCGCUCCCGGAAUCAGAGCUACAUGCGGGCAGUCAGCACUCUGAGUCAGGCCAGCUGUGUUAGUCAGAUGAGUGAAGCUGAGAUCAACGGGCAGUUUGAAUCGGUGUGUGAAUCAGUCUUUAGUGAAGUUGAAUCUCAGGCCAUGGAUGCCCUAGACCUUCCGGGUUGCUUCCGAACGAGAAGUCACAGUUAUCUGAGAGCUAUUCAGGCUGGUUACUCCCAAGAUGAUGAAUGUAUUCCUGCAAUGACAUCUUCUAACAUCACCUCAACUAUCAGGUCAACAACAGCUGUAUCAUACACAAGUUAUAAAAAAACACCACCACCAGUACCCCCUCGGACAACCUCCAAGCCUCUGAUUUCUGUCACUGCCCAGAGCAGCACGGAAUCUACCCAGGAUGCCUACCAUGACAGCCGGACUCAGAGGAUCCCUCCAUGGCCACAAGAUGGCCGAGGACUGUACAAUUCCACAGAUAGCCUGGAUAGUAACAAGGCCAUGAAUCUCGCCCUGGAAACAGCGGCCGCCCAGCGCCAUGCCUCUGAGAGCCAAAGCAGCUCAGUUCGAACUAGCGACAAGGCCGUCUUAGUGACAAAAGCUGAGGAGUUCCUCAAGAGUCGGCGUUCCUCAAUAGGAAUUCAGGUGGAAACAGCAACUGAUUCUGAUACAGAGAGCAGAGGCCUACGGGAAUAUCACUCUGUUGGAGUGCAAGUGGAAGAUGAAAAACGGCAUGGUCGGUUUAAACGUUCGAAUAGUGUAACAGCUGCAGUUCAGGCUGACCUAGAACUGGAAGGCUUUCCUUCACACAUUACUAUGGAGGACAAGGGUCUUCAGUUUGGUUCAUCAUUUCAGCGACAUUCAGAACCUAGCACUCCAACUCAAUAUGGCGCAGUAAGAACUGUACGGACACAAGGACUUUUCAGUUACCGAGAAGAUUAUAGGACCCCAGUUGACACCUCAAACCUUCCCCCACCUGAUCCUUGGCUGGAGCCAUCUAUUGAGACAGUAGAAACUGGCAGGAUGUCACCUUGUCGUCGGGAUGGAACAUGGUUUAUGAAGUUACUGCACACAGAGACAAAGAGGAUGGAAGGAUGGUGUAAAGAGAUGGAGAGAGAAGCAGAAGAAAAUGACCUCUCUGAAGAAAUUCUAGGUAAAAUCAGGAGUGCAGUUGGAAGUGCUCAACUUCUCAUGUCUCAGAAGUUCCAGCAAUUUUAUUGGCUUUGUCAGCAAAAUUUGGAUCCCAGUGCUAUGCCAAGGCCUACUUCCCAAGACCUGGCAGGAUUUUGGGACUUAUUGCAGCUCUCGAUUGAAGAUGUCAGCAUGAAGUUUGAUGAACUCCACCAGCUGAAGCUCAAUGAAUGGAAGCUAAUAGAAUCCCCUGAAAGAAAGGAAGAAAGAAAGGUUCCCCCUCCAGUACCAAAGAAGCCUCCAAAAGGGAAAUUUCCUAUCACAAGAGAAAAAUCUCUAGACCUACCUGACAGACAACGCCAAGAAGCUAGAAGACGGCUCAUGGCCGCCAAGAGAGCAGCCUCCUUUAGGCAGAAUUCAACCACCGAACGAGCAGACAGCAUUGAGAUCUACAUCCCUGAGGCCCAAACCAGGCUUUAAAGACAGAAUGCUGCAACAUUUCCUUUUUUUAAACAAACAAAAAAAGCUUGUACAGUUUGUCACUUAACCUGGUAAUUUCUGUCUCAUUUUCUCCACUGAAUAUGCCCUUGCUGUUGUGUUCUUCGUGCCAUAAGCACAGUGGAAUGUUUUGAUUUUUUCAAAGUUUGCCGAGCUCAUUGCAAGAAUGACUUCUUUUUGUAUUUAUUGUCUGACUUACAAUCAGCUACAAUGGAUAGGACUUGGUGAGACCUGACUUAUCCAAUAUGUUCUCAGAGGACAACAAGAAACACCUCUUGAGAUGGAACCCAGCUUACCUUUUUUUGUUAUUUAUAUUUUUAUAAAUUGUGUGAUAAUUAGGGAUAAGAAUAACAAAUUAUAAAAUGGGUGCAUCUCACCAUUCACUAGAGGCAUUAGCUAACCAAGUAGAGGGUGCUACAAUGGCAAGUGCAUGACAGAAAGACCCCACGUCUCUCACCUUCAGUUUUCUUAUCUUCAAAUCCAACUAAAUGAUUUGCCCGUGUGCUGCCAUUCUUCUUCAUCUUUGUUACUGCGGGAAAACAUUAAGCCUUUCAUGUCAUGUCAAGUUUUUGGCAAUGAAAAGGGAUCUAUCUAGUCAUUACUCCUUUCACAUAGACAGGUAGCUCUCCAAAAACCCAGGAGCCCACUCUUCUGAAUCCAUUAAAAAUAUCUGGUAAAAUUUUUUUCCAGGAACCAAACCACCAUUUUCCCAAAGCUAAACUUAAUUUUAAGGCAAGAAGACUGAAAAAAAAAUGGGUGAAAAGAAAGUGAUAGCCUUAAAGCAUUUCUUCCAUAGCAAAAUAUAAGAGCAAAGUUAAACUUAUUCCUAGGAAAUAGUAAUUAUCAUUUCAGUUCUUUUCAUGGGUUUGUUUUUAUCAUUCAUAUUUUACUUUUAAUUUCACCAAUAAUACUACAUGUGAUAGGUUGUAUUCUCAAACUGCUGUUAUCAGUUAAAUUUCCAGGGUAUUCUUGAAAAAAAAGUUUGCUUGUUUAAAAUGCCAGUUGUGAUGUUGUAAUCAGUUUAAGAAGUUUGAAUGUGAGUGGUAAGUAUAUCUCAGUUUAAAUGGUAAAGGUGAAAUGUAGCUUAUGUUUGAAUUUUUUUCAGAAUUCUUUUUCCUAUGCAGUAUCAGCUAAGGCAAGUACCUUGCUUAUAAAGACAAAAAAAAACUGAUUCAAGAAUUAAGGGAUUUCCAGCUCUGGAAUUCAAAGAAUUAUUACCAUAUUUUCAGGACACGUGAGCAAAAACAGGAGACAGUUUAGUCGAGUAGCUUUCAAUUCUGAAUUAAGUUUAGAUACAGUAUUCUUUUUUCCAGCUUCCCACUGGAAAUGAGGACUCUAACUUAUAGAAUUCUCUCUCCAAAGGAAGACCCAAUAAAAUAUAUCUAAUGGAGCCCAAUCUCCACAUGAAUUAAGUUGAAAUAUAGGAGUAUUUAGUCCAACUUCCUAAUGGAAAGUGAGUAUCCUAAUUCAUAAACCCUCUCCAAAGGAAAACCCAAUAAGGUGGAUCUAAUAGAUCCUAGUUUCCUCUGACUUUGGAUGACUACUCCAUGUUAAAGCAGGAUGGCAACAUACGAAAGAUAUUUUGAAUAAUCACCAUGUUUUCUGUUUACCUGCUUUAAUAAAUACCAUGUACUUAGCCAUAUGCAGAACAGCUUCUCAAUUAUACUCUAGCACUUUGUUAUUGUGGGUUUUUUUUUUCCACCUUGAUUAGCACUUUAAAUAAGUACUCAGCUCACUCUGCAGCCUGCCACAUUAUUACAAGCAUUAAGUAGCAAAGGUUGCAUAGCUUAUAAAAAUUUGGACAUUAGUCAACAAUGAAGUUUUCCUUUGUUCUUUUGGGCUUUUUUUCUUUUUGUUCCAAAUAUGUUCCACCUAGCAUGAGGUCCAUUUGGAGCACAGUUGAUAUUAAAGCAUGUUUAGCUUCAAAGUUUGAAUUUUUAAAGCUGAGUAGUUAAGGAUUUCCUGUAAGGCCAAAACUCUGUAAAUUGAGCCUCAUACCUGGUAUAUAUUUUACCAAACAGCCUUAAACAAUAUUUGGAAGCAAAAACCAAGACGAAUGUAUAUCCUUUAAAAUAAUGCAAAAAAAAUCCCUUACGUAUUCUUCUAUAAAUGAAUAUUCUAUCCCCAGAGCGUUCAAAGCAUUUUCUAUAUAAAGAAAGAGCUGAAUCCUGGGUAGUGUACAAUACUGAUGCUGCUUCCUAUACUUAUUGUACUAUAUUAAAUACAAAUGUAUUUGCAAGUAUUGGCAUUUUAGUCUUUUAAAAUGGUAUUAUUUAAAGUUGAGCUGCUAUUUAGAAAUAAUCCACAGAGAAGCAAAGCCAGUGUAUUUCCUAGUUAGGGGAAAAGUAAAACAGACUUGCACGCACACAUACAGACCUAUGUAUAACUACUGGCAGCUGAUAUAUUUUACCUAAUUUCCUUGAACACAUAAAAAAUAUAUAAAGGGAAAAUAUAAAGAUUAGGUCAUAACCAUUUAACUUAGAUCCCAGAAGAAAGUACAAUCCUGACUUGAAUGAAGUUAUUCAUCAAAUUUGGAUUCUUUUUUUUUUUUUGGCAUUCAGUGUCUUCAUUCUUUGAUUUCCACCAUACCACCCCCAAAAAAGAUGGUAUAUAAUAUAAAUAGAUUAUAUAUAUAUAUAUAUAUAUGGUUAAACCAUCCUGUGGAUGAACAAAUAAAACCCCGCUAAAUUUUACAAUGGUUGUUGACUGAUAUGUUAAAUAUGCUCUUUGGAGAUGUGUAAUUCCCUCUUUAGUCCACCUAUGUUCCAAAGAAGAUUAUUUGAAAGCAGAUAUCUGCUGCGAGAUGAUAAAAUUUUACCUGUUCAUGAUCCACAUCCAAGUGCAAUAUACUCAAUUUGUCAUACAGGUGAUAUUCUAUCAACAAAAGCAGAAAAGAAGCCAUGUUCAUUUAUGUAUUGUCCGUUUCACCAAUUAAAGAGAAAUAAAGCAAUCUUUAUAAUACUUGUGUUAUAAGUCAAUCAAGCCAAUUUAUUUCAUUCACUUCUAGCAAAUAAGAACCACAACCACCACAAUAAGUCUUAUCACAUAGUUUAAUCCACCUCAUUUAAAGUGUUCUUUUAAUUUAAAAAAUAAUAAUAAAUGAAAUUGAGUAUCUAAAGCAUGGUUGAAAUUAAUGGUAUAAAAUGUUCUGUGAACAUGAUAGUGAAAGAGAAUUUGAUGCUGUCCAUCUCUAUAUAGACACACAUAUGUAGGUGCAUAUGUAUAUCAUAAAGAUAUUAUUGACCAUUGAAAAACUAAUAUUACUUUGGGAAUCAUACUGCUAAAAAAAAUACCAGUUGAUCUACUAUCAAACUUUAUAUAUAAAAACUCAAGAAUUCAGAAGGUUUUAGUUAAGUGUAAAAACCAACCAUCACAAAAAUAACAAACAGGAAUCAAAAACUUCACAUUUAACCCAGAAUAUUUUGUAAAGAAGUUUAAUAUGUUUAAAAAUACACUGUUUUCAAUACAACAAUUUCUUCUUUGCAUUUCUUUCUUCCCUCCCCCAUUCCAUUGAAUGUAGUUGCUAUUAGUUGAACAUUACCAUAUUUUUUCUCUGCAAAUUUCCCAGGAACCUUGAGCAGUAUAUAAAAAUAUGAUUAUCAUACUAUUUGAUAUGAAAAUAUAACAUUUUAAUUUAAAGUUUAAUUUUUGUCAGUGUUUUCAAGUUCAGAUCCAUUGGAAAUUUUAAGCUUAAUUAGCUUAAAGUAUAUUUUAAGCGACAUAAUUUUUAAAAAUCCCACCCUCCCCAAUUGAUAUAGUAUACUGUUAACUUUAACAUCUUUACUUUUAAUAUUAACCUUGAAAAGUAGAUUAAAUUCCAUCCCACUGGUUUCAGUGGGUGGAUAGAAUUUUUCAUUAGAAGACUAUAUGUUUCACUUUAUGUGUACAGAUAUACGUACUUUCAAUACCUUCUUUUGAUAUAUAUGUCUCCAUUUUCCUGUCUUGACUUUUCCCCUUUUCUAUCAUUCCUCCAAGGGCAGAAUCUAUAUCAAUUAUGAAUUUUGGCACCUCUACAAUCCUCAUUAAAUUUCUGUAUUGUUCUAUUUUCAUGAGGCAUCCCCCAAGAUGGAUACACUGGAAAAAAUAAUGUCAACCAGAAUUUAAAGCAAACAAUUGACUUGCAUCAUUCAUGAGAUCCAUUUAGUUCUGGCCAAAUUCUUGUAACUGGGAUUCUUGCCCAGUAUUCUGUGCCUGCUGAUAGAGAUUCUAAUAAAUCCAGAUGAAGCCCUGAAAUAUUUUGGAGGGCCCUUGAAAGAAUGAAUAGUUUGUAGAAACAUCUCAAAGGGUUGGGUAACUAUUCAGUAGCACUAAGCACACAAGUUAUUCCAAUAUCUUCUGAAGUCAGCCAAGCCCAGAAAAUAGACAAAAGAAUAUACUUGUGAGGCCUAAAAUAGAAUUUAGGAAUAUUAAUUUUCUGUAGCUAUUCAUGACAUCCUUGCAAAUGAUGAUGGUUAAUACCACCUCCCUCAUCUCACACUAGGAAUUCUGGAGCUGGUAAAAGGUAAAGAGUAGGAGAGAGGACUACAACUAACCUUCAUCAAUAGGAAUUACUGGAUACUAGAAUGAAUGCAGCAUGUGGGUUCCCAGGAAACUUCCAAAAAGUGAAACAAAUUAAAGAAGCAUAGGUGGCAUAGUGGGCUUGGAGUCUGGAAGAACAUGUUCAAAUCCUUCCAGACACUUUCAAGCUGUGUGACCUGAGGCAAAUCACAACCUCUCAAUGCUUCAUUGAGAGGGUUAGGCUCAAUGGUCUCUAAGGUUCCUUCCUGCUAUAACUCUAUGAUCUAUUACAUCAAUGAUCUUCUGGAGUCAAGACUGGCCAUUGCAUCGAUCUGAAUACUGAUGUCUUUUUUUAACAUAUGCACAUAUUGUUUAUAUAAGGCAUUUUUGUCUACAUGUCUAAAUUGUAUUCAUUUCACAACUUAAUCUGACCCCACAAAAUCCUUUUGCUUUCUGUCUUUUACAACAAAUUAGACACAUCAAAUAUUUAAGAAAUCAAGAAGAUAGGGACAGUUAAAUACAAGCCAGACAUUUUCCAGAGAAACUGUGUCAUCAUUUUUUAAAUUGGGGUUUAAAUUUAUAUCCCUCACUUCUGUUAACAUUAAUAUUUUUAAGUCAAAUCUCAUGUGUCUAGAUAACUGGGUCAAAUUGGUUCCUGGUACCUUAAGGAACUUGGCACCUUCAUAGGAAGAGACAUAUGUCCAAGUGCAAUUUUAUUAAGUUUAUAGUUGCAAUAAUUUACAGGUAUUAAAACAAGUUACCUUUGUAAAUCUAGCUUGAAAGGACCUUCACACAAAGGGGUGCCAGGAUAAUUUGUAAAUUGAUAAAGAAAAACAAGUUCUUGGUGCCUGUCAGACAACCUAAUUUUUAGUCUCACAUUAACCACUAAAUCAUUGUUUAAAGUCAGCCUUGGGUGCUUUGUGUCUUAGUUUUCCCAUCUGUAAAGUUGGAAUAUGAAUAAAAAUAACAAUAAUAAUAAUACCUAUCUCUUGCCUAGCUCACAAAUAUAUUGUGAAGAUUGACAACAUGUCAGUAAGGUACUUUGAGUUCCCAAAAAGCAAGUGAAAAAAAUAAAACAUUAUUAUUAUUAUUAUUAUUAUUAUUAUAUUAGUUACCAAAUUCUAAAUACAUGAAUAAUAAGGAGAAUCAUUAACAAUGUUGUUUUCUUUAAUGGUCUACAUCACUCACAAUGUAAAGAUGCUUUUUUCCAACAGGUUUAAAAACCUGCAAAAGAACAGGAAGUAUUGGUCAGAUGAACUAAUAUUGACCUCAUGCCCUGUUUUGGAAUUCUCCCUCAGCAUUUUGACUUGCAAAGAGCUCACAAAAUAGCCUGUCAGUGGUUUCGGAGGUGGGGAGUUAGCUCAAGGAAAUGGAUGUUUCCCCUGUGCCUUUGGCUCCUCUGUUUCUAGAGUGUUUCCAUGAACAUGGGCCAUCUACAAGCCCAAAUUAGACUUCAUCUAGACAACAUUCGGUCAAUCCUUUAAAUCUGUGCACUUCCAGGAUGAAUUCAAGUAAACACUAAAGAAUGAAAGAAAAUCAAUGUCAGAAAAUAGAGAACCAAGCUUGUGCAGUGUGUUCUAAGUAAUAGUAGACACACUAAUCAAGGUUGUCUUGAUGUUUCUGACAACAGUUUUGGAGGAAUGUCCCAAUCCAGUUCUAGUUUGUAGCAGUCCUUCAUUUUAUGACUCAGAGAAACUAGUCCAUGGCAACACUCCAAGAAACAACCACCUUGUCAUGCAAGUGGUCACUGAGAAAUGUCUCUAAUUUACAUGACUUGCUGUCCUGGGCCUUCUAUUUGUAACUAGCUUUAAUAAAAAAUACAUACAGUUUCAAUGUAAACAUUUGAUUGAUGACAUUCUCUGAAGGGGAAGUGUUAUCGGCCUAAUGGGAAAUACUUUUAAGAAAUAUUUUGUAUCUACACAAACAAAAGGAACACAGAGGUUUACCUCCCUACUUUCUUAUAUUUUAUGUGACUCUUCAUCAUUGGUGCUGAAUCUGAACCUGAAAGAUUUGUAAGUCAAAUCUUUCAUAUACCUAAUGAACAAGAGGAUCUAAUGAACAGUUAACUGCAAAGUUUCUUGAAGUACAAAUUUAUCCUUCUCACGGAGACCAUAAUCACCACAAAGCAUAAUGGCUCAUGUCUACUGAAACACACCCGGGGAAAACAUAAGCAUUACUUGUAAUUACCUACAGACGCCACCUGCUCAUGCUUUAAUUUAUCUCCAUUGUUUUAGUAAUAUCAUCAUAUCACUUUUAAAGGGCUCAGCAUGUAUGUAUCUUUCACUCCACUUUAUAUACUGGUUUGCUGAAUUAACAAGGUUUCCCUUGAAAAUAAUGCAACCUAGACUACUUUGUAAUUCUCCUUCCCAAAAAAUAAGCCACUCUUCCCUGUACAUGUUCUCUCUGUACAGAGGCUGAAUUCAUGUAUCCAUCAUCCAUACUCCAUGCCAAAAUACUCAAAGGUGGCCUAAGGACUAAAUUAAAUGCCUCCUAUAGAAUUUCCAGGAAUGUUAGAACCAGGAAACUAGCUGUUUAGUUAAAGUUUUUUUAAAAAGUAUAUAAAUAUAUAUAUAUACAUAUAUAAAUAUAUACAUAUGAAAUCAUACCAACAAUGAGGAUGAACUGAGUGCCAAAUAGCCAACAUCUGUACAAAGUAACAUGCCACUAGAGUUAAUUAUUUUAUGUAAUUCUCUUUCACAUGCUUUUCAGAUUCUUUUGAUAAACUCUCUUUAGUAGCAUGCAGGAUACCUAUUCUGAAUGUACAGUAUGCUCUUCCAUUUCCACCACACCUUUGUGCUCCUGGGUAAUAACUUCAUUACCAGAAUGUUGGUCAUUCCUUUAAAACACUGAAGAAUUGCUUUAUUUGAGUUGUUCUUUUUCCAUGAUCCUUUGUUCACUCUGAGCUGAUUGUAAGGAAAAUGUGCUUUCACUAUUUUGCUCCAGAACUCUUUUAUGAAGCUGCUCUUUCAAUUGAUUUCUGUAUUGCUUAUGUUCAUCUCCUGUAAAUAAUUCUGCAAUUAAAUUUUUUGAGAAAAGUAGAGUUUUCUGAUUAUUGAGUUGAAUAUUACUGUGCUUCUUUAAACUCAGGAAAGCCUACAUGUCAAUAGGUCUAGUAGCUCUGGUUUUAUUUUUGUGGAAACUCUUUCCAUAGAGACCUAUGACAAUUUGUCUACAAGGGAUAAUCUUCAUUGACUAUAUGUAGCUCAUAGAUGUUAAGUGAUCUAUACAUGGUCACACAACUAAUAAGUAUCACAAGCAUGAGUUAAAUCUGGGUCGUCUUGACUCCAAUUCCAGUCCUCUACUUACUAUACCAUACUGCUUCUCAUAGGAAAACAUAUAGGGCCCUAAAAUAUUCAAGUUUUCUUAUUAAAAGAUUCUAUAUUUCACUAAUUUAUUUCAAAGAAAACAGAAAGUAUUUGACCUUGGAUAUAUCAUUCCACCUCCCUGUGCCUCAGUUUCUUCAUGUAAAAAAUAAAAGAGUUGGAUUAUGGAUCAUGGAUUUAUGCCCAGAAGGGUCCUCAGAGAUUAUUUGUUCCAAAAGUGGCAAGUGGCAGAGUUGGAAUUUGAACCAAGGUCCUCUGACUCCAAAUCUAGUGUUC
Dromiciops gliroides (monito del monte) is the source of this 11793-nucleotide messenger RNA. It is a transcript of the gene DLGAP2, whose product is annotated as DLG associated protein 2. The transcript has 14 exons. Lineage: Eukaryota; Metazoa; Chordata; Mammalia; Microbiotheria; Microbiotheriidae. The record is from RefSeq and is a predicted model, not a curated record. Gene Ontology annotation, cellular component: postsynaptic specialization; glutamatergic synapse. Gene Ontology annotation, biological process: signaling. Gene Ontology annotation, molecular function: molecular adaptor activity. Bases 524 to 3679 code for a protein of 1051 amino acids.